GGUGUGUUUUUUUUUCUCGAGUUGCCAACGAGACUGCGUUUUGGGUUUGUCAGCAUCGCCGUCAUGUUUCUACCCGCAGCAACCAAGAUGGGCAUCGAUGCUGACUGAGCAGGGUGGAGUUUCGAUCAGAAAAAAAGCUGAUACAGUUAGUCCUGAGUCAUGGUUAUUCAGAAGAAAUCUACCAUGGUCUCUGAUCUGAAGUAUUUAACGGACUGUGUAAGAGGGCUGUGCAAGAGGACUGUACUCCGCUCAAUGAAGAUGCUCCUCCUCCUCUCCCUCCUCUGCGUUUUAUCGCUGUGUCUUUUCAACGGGUGGCCGAGGGUAUUCCAGGCACUGAAAGCCAUGAAUCCAACCACCUCCUACGACCGCAGAAACAUCACGAUCCUGCUGUGGUACUGGCCCUUUGGUAGGUCAUUCAGCCUGAGGGGUGACGUGUGCUCGGACCUCUACGGCAUCCCUGGCUGUACACUGGUGGACCAGCGCUCCUUGUUCCCCUCAGCCGAUGUGGUGGUGUUCCACAGCAGGGAGCUGCUGCUGGGACACCAGAAGCUGCCCCUUAACCUCACACGGCCACAGGGCCAGAGGUGGGCCUGGAUGUCCCUGGAAGCCCCCGUGCACAACGGAAACUUGUGCCAGUAUGAAAAUAUCUUUAACAUGACCAUCACCUACAAGAGAGACGCUGAUGUCACAAUCCCCUACGGCGAGCUGCUGCCAAAGGAGGCGGGAGGACAUCCGGUUGAAGAAGUCCCUCUGAAUAAGAGCUUCCUGGUCUGUUGGGUGGUCAGCAACUACAAUAGCCAUCACAGGAGGAGCAAGGUGUACAAGGAGCUCAAGGGCACGGUUCCUGUAAAGGUAUACGGCCGCUGGACGAAGAGACCCCUCCCCUCUAAAGCCCUCUUACCUGCAAUAUCUCGCUGCUACUUCUAUUUGGCUAUGGAAAACUCAGUCGCCAAAGAUUAUGUCACAGAGAAGCUGUGGAGGAAUGGGUUGCAAGGCGGGGCUGUGCCUGUCGUCCUGGGACCGCCAUUAGACGACUACAAAGCCGUGGCGCCACCUAAUUCUUUCAUCCAUGUCGAUGAGUUUGCAUCCGUAGAAGACUUGGGAAAGUAUCUACAAGGGCUUGCAGAGGACAAGAAGCGCUACAAUGGAUAUUUUACCUGGAAACAACACUGGAAAGUAAAGCUUUACACAGACUGGAAGGAGAGACUGUGUAAGAUCUGCUCACAGUACGACAGUUUACCUCAGCGGAAGGUUUACUCCAACCUAGAGGCCUGGUUUAAUGGUAACAACACUACAGCUUGCACAAAAAAAUCUCGGACCAAUUAGCAGCAUUGAGAAAUAAAAAUACUCUGAGACACUGCAUUUAUGUAUGCGCACAUGCUUUAGCCACCGUAUUAAAGAGCAAUGAAUCACACCAAAGUACCGAUAAUCCCAGCACUAUUUAACAAACCCCAAAGAAUAGUAUAAUAGUAACAGUUUGGGAAGUUAAAUUACUGUUUUGCUCAAGACACGGCGAUUCCUUUGAAUUCAACCCAACAGAGCAGACGGAGGUCAUCGAUAUGAACACCCAUAUUGUUCCACUCUAAAGGAGGGCACCAUGUAACAGGAUUUGAUUUUUAAAAAAGUGUUUUUUUGAUGUUUGAUGUCAUUUUACACUGUAAUAAAGGAUUUGAAAAAGUUCCAGCUUCUCUAAUGGAGAAAGUGUUGCUGAUGCAAGUUGUCAUUACAGGUAACACCACACACUUUGAACUUCCUCAGACCGGCGUGAAACAAGUGAUUAUAAAAUACUGUGGGUAAUGACUUCAUCUAGUCAUGUCAAGUUGGACUGGAAUCGAAAGCUAAAUAAACUGCCAAUGCACAAUAAAAAGGUUUGACAUGAAAAGAAACAGCAUGACCUUUUUACACUUCAAGAAUGCCAUGUUUUAUGGAACUAGUUGCAUAGAUUUAUAAGUGUUUUAAAUUGAAAACAUUGUAGGUUUGAUAAUUGAAUCUGCUUAGUUUUACAGUAUUGUUAGGAUUACAUAUUCACACAUGG
Molecule: messenger RNA, 2035 nt
Organism: Pungitius pungitius (ninespine stickleback)
Lineage: Eukaryota; Metazoa; Chordata; Actinopteri; Perciformes; Gasterosteidae
Gene: fut7
Product: fucosyltransferase 7 (alpha (1,3) fucosyltransferase)
Exons: 3
Coding region: 160-1326 (388 amino acids)
Cellular component (GO): membrane
Molecular function (GO): alpha-(1->3)-fucosyltransferase activity
Source: RefSeq, a predicted model, not a curated record